Abrus precatorius (Indian licorice) is the source of this 801-nucleotide messenger RNA. Its product is annotated as transport and Golgi organization 2 homolog. Lineage: Eukaryota; Viridiplantae; Streptophyta; Magnoliopsida; Fabales; Fabaceae. The transcript has 5 exons. The coding region runs from base 1 to 801 and encodes 266 amino acids. The record is from RefSeq and is a predicted model, not a curated record.
AUGUGUAUUGCUUUGUUUCUUUGGCAAUGCCAUCCAGUGUACCCUUUUCUUCUUCUGAAUAACAGAGAUGAGUAUCACAAUAGGCCUACAAAGCCAAUAUCUUGGUGGGAAGAUUGUGAUAUUUUGGGAGGAAGGGACGAAAUAGCAAUGGGAACAUGGUUGGCUUGUUCAACAGAAGGAAGGGUGGCUUUUCUUACCAAUGUUUUGGAGCUUCAUACCCUCCCCGAGGCCAAAAGUCGUGGAGAUUUACCCGUUCUAUUUCUCAAGAGCAGCAAGCAACCCCAAGAAUUUGCAGAAAGCCUAAAAUCUGAUGCUCAUUAUUACAAUGGGUUCAACUUAAUCGUGGCCGAUGUUGUGUCCAAAUCAAUGGUGUACAUAUCCAACAGGCCAAAGGGACAACCUAUUACCAUUCAAGUGGUUCCACCAGGGUUGCAUGUACUUUCAAAUGAUAAGCUAGAUUCUCCAUGGCAUAAGGCUCAGCGCCUUGAAUUCAGUUUCAAAGAAGAAGUUAGCAAAUAUGGGGAAGCUGAGAUACCUGUGAAGGAGGUGAUUCAAAAGCUGAUGAAGGACAGAGUUAAAGCUGACAAAAGCUUACUACCUUGUAUAUGCUCACUUGAUUGGGAAUUUAAUCUGAGCUCCAUUUUUGUUGAAGUAGAAACACCAUUGGGUCUAUAUGGCACUAGAAGUAGUGCUGCCUUAACCGUAAGAUCAAGUGGGGAAGCAAGCUUUUAUGAGCAUUAUCUCGAUAACGGCAAAUGGAAGGAACAUGUCAUCGAUUUCCAUAUCCCCAAGACUAUAUAG